CUGCUUCCGCUGCCUGAGUCUGUCCAGCGCCGCGGCGGGUGAGGAGCAGCCAGCGAGCCCGGCUCGGCUCGGCCCGGAGCGGAGCGGAGCGUGCGGACCAGGUGUGGGAGGCUCUCGGCCGGCACCAUGACGGAAGGUUUCGACUGCGAUAACUGCAAGGAGUCCCUGUAUGGACGCAAGUACAUCCAGAUGGACAUGGGCCCUUACUGCAUCCCCUGCUACGAUGCCCACUUCGCUAACACCUGCGAGGAAUGCAAGGAGCUGAUUGGCCACGACUGCAGGGAGCUGUACUACGAGGAUCGCCAUUACCACGAGCACUGCUUCCGGUGCUUCCGCUGCGACCGCUCUCUGGCCGACGAGCCGUUCACCUGCCAGGACGAGGAGCUGCUGUGCAACGACUGCUACUGCAGCGAGUUCUCCUCCAAGUGCGUCGCAUGUGAGAAGACCGUCAUGCCAGGAUCCCGGAAACUGGAAUACAGCGGACAAACCUGGCAUGAGCAUUGCUUCAUUUGCAGCAGCUGUCAGCAGCCCAUCGGGUCGCGGUCCUUUAUCCCAGACAAGAAGGAUUAUUAUUGCGUCCCCUGUUAUGAGAGCAAAUUUGCCCCCCGCUGCACUCGUUGCAAAAAGUCGCUGACCAAGGGAGGAGUGACUUACCGUGACGAGCCCUGGCACAAGGAGUGCUUUGUCUGCACUGGUUGCAAGGUCCCCCUGGCAGGCCAGCAGUUCACCUCCCAGGAGGACAACCCCUACUGUGUGAAGUGCUUUGGGAACCUCUAUGCCAAGAAGUGCAGCGCCUGCGCCAAGCCCAUCACAGGCUUCGGAGGGGGUAAAUACAUCUCCUUUGAGGAUCGUCACUGGCACCACAACUGCUUCAACUGUGCCCGCUGCACCAGCUCGCUGGUGGGGAAAGGCUUCAUCCCGCACCACGACGAGAUCCUCUGCCGUGACUGCAGCAGCAACCUAUAAGCCUGGCAAGAGGACGUGGGUCAGGGGCUUUAUCUGCUCUUCGGGGGCUUCGUGCCAGACACCCUGGGCAGGGGGGAGAUGUGCCUUUUGUAGCCCGGAGAGGGCUGAUCCCCUCCCCACAUUGUGUGCUCGGGGUGCCUGUGCCCUUCCCCUGAAGGCUAGAAUAAGCCACCCGAGGCUUUCUGCAGAGUGAAGCUAAAUAAACGCCAAACAAAAAGAGCUUCCAAGUCCCUCAUUAAUUGCUCUUUCCUUUGCUUCCUAUGCGCUUGGGCGCUGGCUGAGCCGGGAGCCCCUGUCUGAGCAAAGGGGCUGGGCAGUGGGCCGUAGGCUCCAUGUGCUGACCGCACAGCUUUGUCCCUCCUACUUGUUACUGGUUUUCUUCCCUUCCCCCACGCGAUCCCUCUGCUCUGUGAUGGGCAGCAGCUCCUGUCCUGUGAGCCGGGCUCGCCUGAGGCUCCUGCCUCCCCAGCCUGGGUUUGCAGCACAGCCUGUUCCCCUAACAUGAGGGUAACGUGGCGUCUCGCUGGGCAAGUUUGCAACGCUGUCUGUGCCGCUCAUUGCAGCCUUGGGUGUUUCUGGGUGGCCAGGGACCUGGCUGGCUGUGAGCAGAGCAUGCUGGAGUGAGCACAUGGCCCACAUUGGAGAAUGGCUUUUUCUGAUGUCUCUCCCCCCCUUCGUUCCUCACAUCUUCAGGGAGAUGGUGUCGCUAAUAUGGCAGGGGAACCUGAAUCACCAGCUGGUGCUGAGGGCUCUGGUGCCCCCACCCCCCUGCAGCAUCUCCCCUCCCCCUGCUCUGCCCCCCAGCAGAAGGGUCCCCAUCAGCUUCCAAGAGCUGCGCAAAGGAGUUUAUUGAACACCGACUCCAAGAGCGCUGCGAAGCGGCUCAGGCGCUUUCGGAGCGAGUCUCGUGCUGCCCGGCUGGCAGCCAAAGCUCUUCUGUCUGCCUGAGAGCCGCUGAGCAGAGCAGCUGACAAGGGCAUUUCAGAGGCAGCUAGAGCCAUCAGACCUGGCGGGGUCGUCUGCUCUUUCCCCCUUACCGGGUGCUGCAGACACAGGGCCGCCGGUUGUCUCUUGCUGAGCUCGGCCACACGCUGUAUAUUUUGACCCCAAAUAUGGUUGUUUAUCCUCUGGCGGCUUGUGCACAGUUGUGCUCGGCUGCAGGCUCUGCUCGGAAUUCAGCCCUGGGUGCUGCAGGGGAGCUGGGUGGGCGUGGGGGGCGAAGGGGGGCUGUGUUUGUAUUAACAAGAAGCAAGGCUGCAGAUAAAUUGAACCAGCUCCCAAGACAGCAGCCAAAGGCUCUGCCUCUCCUGUGCCCCCUCCCGCCAGGUGCUGAGCUCUCUUCAUGUUCAUUGGCUGCAGGGGGAGCCGGGGUUGCUCAGCACCUGGCAGGUCAGGUGCUCGUUGGGGCCUGGCUCAGCCGCUGACCCUCACCCCGUCUGGGCUUCUCAUUCCUGGGAGGCAGCCCGACCAAAUUCACAGUUCAUUUCGGUCAGUUUCAUGGUCAUAGGAUUUUAAAAAUUGUAAAUUUCAUGAUUUCACCUGUUUACAUCUGAAAUUUCAUGGUGUUGUAAUUGUAGAGGUCUUGACCCAAAAAGAAGUUGGGGGGGUCUCAAGGUUACUGUAGUAGGGGUUGCGGUAUUGCCACCUUUACUUCUGUGUUGCUGCUGGCAAGGCGCUGCCUUCAGAGCUGGGCACCUGGCCAACAGCCACCACUCUCCGCUUGCCCAGCUCUGAAGGCAGCAUAGAAAUAAGGGGGACAAUAUCGCGACCCCCAUAAAAUAACCUUGCGACCUCUCUGCAACUCCCUUUUGGGUCAGGAUGCCCAGUUUGCGAAACGCUGGUCUCCCCCGUGAAAUCUGUAUAGUAUAGGGUAAAAGCACACAAAAGACCAGAUUUCAUGGUCCAUGACACAUUUUUCACAGCCAUUAAUUUGGUAGGGCCCUACAGAUAGGAACUGAAAAUGAGUGUGACCUUAGCUCCCCGGAGGGAGGCUGCUGUCCCAGCUGGUAGAACUUUGCUUCUCCAAGACCCUGCUAUGCCAAACUGCUGAGCUGCUUCGAGUUCCCCUAGAGCCCUGUCUCACUUGGGAUGCUCACACCAGCUCUGCCCUGCCCCCCUUCCCCCAGGUAACGGGAUGCUUUUCUGAAUAUGCCUUCCUUGUGUUUUCCUUUUUGUACUUUAUCUGUUACUCAGUAACCAAACCCGCUGGAGGAACGGCUAGCCCCAUCCCCAAGCAGGGUUCAUUUACCAACAGAAUGUUAUGCAUGUUGAAGCGUAUUAGCUGUGUAUUCAAAUCCUUACUGAAACCCUCGUUUGAAAGCUUUGAUGCGGGUAAGUCAGAGUUUGGGUGUGUGCUAUUCUGAAGAGCUUGGAACGGUUUUUAGAAAGGAAGCUUCCUAUGUAAGUGUCCUACCCUCCGGUCUCUUGUAUGUUUCUGUAAGGCUUUAUAUAAUAAACCAUUAUAAUGACA
Messenger RNA from Malaclemys terrapin pileata, 3436 nucleotides. It is a transcript of the gene FHL3, whose product is annotated as four and a half LIM domains 3. Gene Ontology annotation, biological process: actin cytoskeleton organization. The record is from RefSeq and is a predicted model, not a curated record. Gene Ontology annotation, cellular component: Z disc; nucleus; stress fiber. The coding region runs from base 127 to 966 and encodes 279 amino acids. Gene Ontology annotation, molecular function: actin binding; transcription coregulator activity. The transcript has 6 exons. NCBI's taxonomy places the organism in Eukaryota, Metazoa, Chordata, Testudines, Emydidae.